Marmota monax (woodchuck) is the source of this 3606-nucleotide messenger RNA. Its product is annotated as MYND-type zinc finger-containing chromatin reader ZMYND8-like. Gene Ontology annotation, molecular function: protein binding. The record is from RefSeq and is a predicted model, not a curated record. Lineage: Eukaryota; Metazoa; Chordata; Mammalia; Rodentia; Sciuridae.
UCCUCCAUGGCCAAUCCUGGCUCUGCAGACAGAACAGCCCAGAAAAGAAAGUUCCCCAGCCCCCCACAUUCUUCCAAUGGCCACUUGCUGCAGGACACCUCUACAAGCCCCAUUAAAAAUAAAAAGAAGCCCAGCUUACUGAGCAGCAACAGCAAGAAGCAGUCAGAACUAAGACAUGGUCCGUUUUACUAUAUGAAGAAGCCACUCACCACAGACCCUGAUGAUGUUGCACCACAGGAUGGACGGAAUGAUUUCUACUGCUGGGUUUGUCACUGGGAAGGCCAAGUCCCUUGCUGUGAGCUCUGUCCCCGGGUUUAUCACACUAAGUGUCUGAGACUGACAUUGGAACUAGAGGGGGACUGGUUUUGUCCUGAAUGUGAGAAGAUUGCAGUAGCAGAGUGCAUUGAGACCCAGAGCAAAGCCAUGACAAUGCUCACCAUUGAACAGCUCUCCUACCUGCUCAAGUUUGCCAUUCAGAAAAUGAAACAGCCAGGGAUAGAUGCAUUCCAGAAGCCCGUUCCCUUGGAACAGUAUCCGGGCUACGCAGAAUAUAUUAUCCACCCCAUGGACCUUUGUACACUGGAAAAGAACGCUGAAAAGAAAAUGUACGGCUGCACGGAGGUCUUCCUAGCUGACACCAAGUGGAUCUUGCACAACUGCAUCAUUUAUAACGGGGAGUCGAGCAUCAGGCUUCGGGGGACCGAGGACACUGUGUGCGCAUGGCCGUGGCGUGUGAACGGGGCCAGUGCGACCUGCAUGAUGAAUGAAAUUGAAGUAUGUCCAGAAUGUUAUCUAGCUGCUUGCCAAAAAUGAGAUAACUGGUUUUUCGAGCCUUGUAGCAAUCCACAUCCAUUGGUCUGGGCAAAACUGAAGGGGUUUCCAUUUUGGCCUGCAAAAGCCCUGAGGGAUAAGGACAGGCAGGUCGAUGCCCAUUUCUUUGGAUAACACAACAGGGCCUGGGUUCCAAUAAAUAAUUGCUACCUCAUGUCUAAAGAAAUUCCCUUUUCUGUGAAAAAGACUAAAAGCAUCUUCAACAGCGCCAUGCAGGAGAUGGAGGUCUACGUAGAGAACAUCCGCAGGAAGUUCGGGGUCUUUAAUUACUCUCCCUUCAGGACAACCUACAUGCCCAAAAGCCAGUACCAGAUGCUGCUGGAUCCCGCCAACGCCGGAGGGCAGGCCAAGACGGACAAGCAGGAGAAGGUCAAGCUCAAUUUCUACACAACGGCCUCGCCCAAGAUCCUCAUGAGCAAGCCCCUGUUGGGCGCCGGCUCGGGCUGCCUCAUCUCUUUGCUGGACAUGCCAUGCUCGCCCAUGAGCACCAACUCUUCGGUGCACACGGGCUCCGACGUGGAGCAGGAUGCCCACAAGAAGGCCACCUCCAGCCACUUCAGCGCCAGCGAGGAGUCCGUGGACUUCCUGGACAAGAGCACCGCCUCACCAGCCUCCAUGAAGAUGGGACAGGCAGGGAGUCUGUCCGGCAGCCCAAAGCCUUUCUCCCCGCAAGCGUCUGCGCACAUCAUGAUGAAAAUGGACAAGACAUCCACCACCGGAAGCCUCCUGAACCUUAACCUGGAUGGUAGCAAUGCCGAGAUGGACCUGAAGGAUCUGAGUGAGUCCAUGCAGCAGCAGUCCACCCCGGCACCCCUCAUCUCCCCCAAGCGGCAAAUCCGCAGCAGGUUCCAACUGAAUCUCGACAAGACCAUAGAGAGCUGCAAAGCACAGUUAGGCAUCAAUAAAAUCUCGGAGGACGUGUACACGGCCAUGGAGCACAGCGACUGGGAGCAUUCCAAGAUGUCGGAGAGUAGAGACAGUAAGUACCCCAGUGACAACGAGCAGAAGUCCAAGAAUGAGCCAGAAGACGCGGAGGACAAGGAUGGAAGCACGCUGGACAAGGAGCCACCCGCUGCCAAAAAAAAGCCCAAGCCCGCCAACCCCAUGGAGGUCCCUGAGGAGCUGAAAAGGUCUCCAGUCAGUGAGAAGGAAGAGCCCACAGCCGCGAAGGCCAACCCGGAGCCCAAGAGGGACCCUGCCAAGAGAGCAAAGCCAUCCCUGCAUCCUGCCAAGGACAAACUGAAGGGCAAAAAUGAGAUGGUUUCGAUGGUGCACUUGGGCCUGGACUUGGAUUCAGAGAGUGAAGUUGUCAUAGAUUUGGGAGACGACCAUCCUGGGCGGGAGGGCCGGAAAAAUAAGAAGGAACCCAAAGAGCCACUUCCCAAGCAGGACGUCAUCGGUAAAGCGCCACUGUCCAUGACUUCGGGCAGCCGGUCUCCCCCCGAGAUGCCGGUGCUCACCCGCUCCUCCUCCCAAAACCCCGUGGCCGGCAUCCCGGCCAACACCAGCACAAUGUCCACUGUCACAGGAAGCCUGGUGAAAAAGCAGAGGCCGCUCUUACCAAAGGAGACUGCCCUGGCCGUGCAUCCGGUCGUGUGGAACUCAUCAAGUAAAUUUCAAACUUCCUUCCAAAAGUGGCACAUGCAGAAGAUGCAGCAUCAUCAGCAGCAGCACAGCCAGCAGCAGCAGCCUCAGUCUUCCCAGGGGACGAGAUAUCAGACCAGACAGGCUGUGAAAGCUGUCCAGCAGAAGGAGGUCACACAGAGCCCAUCCAUGUCCACCAUCACCCUGGUAACCAGCACACAGCCAUCCCCCCUGAUCAGCAGCUCUGGCUGCACAAGCACCCUCACGUCAUCAGUCAGCGCCGACCUGCCCAUUGCCACCGCCUCGGCCGACGUCGCCGCCGACAUCGCCAAGUACGUGAGCAAAAUGAUGGAUGCCAUAAAAGGAAUGAUGACAGAAAUAUACAACAAUCUUUCCAAGAACACUACUGGAAGCACAAUCGCUGAGAUCCGCAGGCUGAGGAUCGAGAUCAAGAAGCUGCAAUGGCUGCACCAGCAGGAGCUCUCCGAGAUGAAGCACAACCUGGAACUGACCAUGGCUGAGAUGCAGCAGAGCCUGGAGUGGGAGUGGGACAAGCUCAUUGCCAAGGUGAAGAAGCAGCUGGAGCUGGAGAAGCAGCAGGCGGUGGACGAGACCAAGAAGAAGCAGUGGUGUGCCCACUGCAAGAAGGAGGUCAUCUUCUACUGCUGCUGGAACACCAGCUAUUGCAACUACCCCUGCCAGCAGGCCCACUAGCCCAAGCACAUGAAGUCCUGCACCCAGUCAGUUACCACCCCUAAGCAGGAAGCAGACACCAAGGUGAACACAGAGAUUGGGAACAAGCCCUCCCAAGGGGGCUCCUUCAGCACCCAGCACCUGGACACAACCAGUGCCUCCAAAGAGAAGGAGCCAUCAGCUGAGAAGAGCAAGGACAGUGGCUCGACCCUCGACCUUUCUGGCUCCAGAGAGAUGCCCUCCUCCGUUCUCUUAGGCUCCAACCAAUGCUCUGUUAGCAAAAGGUUUGACAAGCAGCCUGCCUCUACCCCAACCACCACAGACCACCAGCCGCACCCCAACUACCACGCCCAGAAGUACCAUUCCCAGAGUAGCAAGUCCAGUUGCUGGGGCAAUGGUGAAGAGAAGCGAGGGUUGGCCCGCUCCAAGCUCGACCCCGGCUCCAGCGCCAAGAGCCUCAUCCCGAAAGAGUCUUGGCUCGAUGCCUUCUGGGACUAG